Molecule: messenger RNA, 138 nt
Organism: Phytophthora infestans T30-4
Lineage: Eukaryota; Oomycota; Peronosporomycetes; Peronosporales; Peronosporaceae
Exons: 2
Coding region: 1-138 (45 amino acids)
Source: RefSeq, a predicted model, not a curated record
AUGGGGGAGACAGAGCUCCAAAAACUAGCGCGACAGUGUUUAUUGAGGGCCAAUGUAUUUGGUGUGGGCUCGAGUUCCCCGAGUGCAUCGCAGCAGGAGCUUGACAACAAACGCGUGGCUGAGGCUUUGUACAAGUAA